Pan troglodytes (chimpanzee) is the source of this 2461-nucleotide messenger RNA. It is a transcript of the gene SLC22A14, whose product is annotated as solute carrier family 22 member 14. The transcript has 12 exons. Gene Ontology annotation, cellular component: membrane. Lineage: Eukaryota; Metazoa; Chordata; Mammalia; Primates; Hominidae. Gene Ontology annotation, biological process: transmembrane transport. The coding region runs from base 117 to 2249 and encodes 710 amino acids. The record is from RefSeq and is a predicted model, not a curated record. Gene Ontology annotation, molecular function: transmembrane transporter activity.
AGCCCUCGUGUGGGGUAAACAGCCUGCACAAAGACAGGGGCAGGGGGGUUUGUGUGGCAGUUUUCCUGACCUGCCUUGCCCCUGGAGGCUGCGGCCAGUUGUGUCCCUGGAGUAGAAUGCUGACCCUCACCAUUCCCAGCCCACCCCAAGGACCUCCCCACCCCAUUGUGACACUACUUCCUGGACACCAGUGGAGCUCAAAGGUUCUGCUUCCAAGGGUCUGGCUGGGCCUGGAUUGUGGUCAGAUGGCAGGAGAGGAGAACUUCAAGGAAGAGCUCAGAUCCCAGGAUGCUUCCAGGAACUUGAACCAGCAUAAGGUAGCAGGACAUCCACAUUCCCGGUCUCUGGAGAUGCUGUUACGCAGAUUUAGGGCUGUCCACACCAAGCAGGAUGACAAGUUUGCCAACCUCCUGGAUGCCGUGGGGGAGUUUGGCACAUUCCAGCAGAGGCUAGUAGCCCUCACCUUUAUCCCCAGCAUCAUGUCGGCCUUCUUCAUGUUUGCUGACCACUUCGUGUUCACAGCCCAGAAGCCCUAUUGCAAUACCAGCUGGAUCCUGGCAGUGGGCCCCCACCUGUCCGAAGCUGAGCAGCUGAAUCUGACCAUACCCCAAGCACCCAAUGGCAGUUUCCUGACAUGCCUCAUGUACCUUCCUGUGCCUUGGAAUCUGGAUUCUAUCAUCCAGUUUGGCCUCAAUGACACAGACACAUGCCAAGAUGGGUGGAUCUAUCCUGACGCUAAGAAGCGAUCGCUGAUCAAUGAGUUUGACUUGGUAUGUGGCAUGGAGACGAAGAAGGACACUGCACAGAUCAUGUUCAUGGCAGGGCUCCUGAUAGGCUCUCUCAUCUUCGGGCUCAUAACUGACAAGAUGGGCCGCUACCCUGCCAUCCUGCUGUCACUGCUGGGGCUGAUCAUCUUCGGCUUUGGGACAGCCUUUGUGAACAGCUUUCACCUGUAUUUGUUCUUUCGCUUUGGCAUCUCGCAGUCAGUGGUGGGCUACGCCAUCAGCAGCAUUUCUUUGGCCACUGAGUGGUUAGUGGGUGAGCACCGGGCCCACGCCAUUAUCCUGGAACACUGCUUUUUCGCCGUUGGGGCCAUGUUGCUGACAGGGAUCGCCUACAGUCUUCCCCACUGGCGGCUGCUGUUUCUGGUGGGUGGGAUACUUGUGAUCCCCCUCAUCUCCUAUAUCUGGAUUCUCCCGGAGUCCCCGCGGUGGCUGAUGAUGAAAGGGAAGGUGAAGGAGGCCAAGCAGGUGCUGUGCUACGCCGCAAGUGUGAACAAGAAGACCAUUCCUUCAAAUCUGCUGGACGAGCUGCAGCUGCCCAGAAAGAAGGUGACUCGGGCCUCUGUCCUGGACUUCUGUAAGAAUAGGCAGCUCUGCAAGGUGACCUUGGUGAUGAGCUGUGUGUGGUUUACCGUCAGUUACACCUAUUUUACGUUGAACCUGAGAAUGAGAGAGCUGGGCGUGAGCGUCCACUUCAGACACAUGGUCCCCAGCAUCAUGGAGGUGCCUGCCCGGCUGUGCUGCAUCUUUCUCCUCCAGCAGAUUGGGAGGAAGUGGAGCCUGGCUGUGACUCUCCUCCAAGCCAUCAUCUGGUGCUUGCUUCUCCUUUUCCUCCCUGAAGAGCCCCGGUGGUACAGCCCUGAGCAGGGGUCCCAACCCACAGGACACAGGCCUGGCCCUGAGUGGAUCCCCAGUGGGGUGAGGAAGCUGCAAUUGGAGCUGAAAUCCAUGACGAUCUUGGUGCUCACGCUCGGAGAGUUCAGCCUGGCCGCCACUGUCACUGUAUUCUUCCUCUACACCGCUGAGCUCCUCCCCACCGUGCUCAGGGCGACAGGUCUGGGGCUGGUGUCUCUGGCCUCGGUGGCUGGAGCCAUCUUGUCCCUGACAAUCAUCAGCCAGACCCCCUCCCUCCUGCCCAUCUUUCUCUGCUGCGUCUUAGCCAUCGUGGCCUUUUCCCUCUCCUCCCUGCUGCCGGAAACGCGAGAUCAGCCCCUCUCCGAGAGCCUGAAGCACUCCUCACAGAUAAGCUUCCAGAAAGAUGUGGCCCUGGACUCAUCCUCUGAUGGCUCAUUCAGGAAUAAGGUCAAGGACAUUAAGACUAAGGAAACAUCAUCUGAUGAUAUGUCUGAGGAAGCAGCCAAGAAUGUCAUUCUCAAUGCCCAGAUCCUGAGAUUGGACCCAUACCCUGUCUCCAACUCUGCCUUGAAGCAAUUCAAUAAAGAGGAAGCAAACAGCCAGGCUCCCUGAGGGCCAGGCCCCCAGACCAUCUUGGGUUGGAAUUGAGUGGCCAAGUAUGGGGUCAUGGAUUCCAGGCCACAAAUUCCAGGCCUAGUUCAGUCUGUGGGGCAGGGUCAGUCCUGCUCCCAGGCCAGCCCUUGACAUUAAAAAAAAAUGCCCCCCGCUUCUGCAGGAGCUCUGCUGUGAUUCAUUCCAAUAAAGGUACAAUGUUGGUCUUGAGA